This is a messenger RNA of Penicillium paradoxum, 1533 nucleotides long. Its product is annotated as senescence-associated domain-containing protein. Gene Ontology annotation, biological process: cell division. NCBI's taxonomy places the organism in Eukaryota, Fungi, Ascomycota, Eurotiomycetes, Eurotiales, Aspergillaceae. The record is from RefSeq and is a predicted model, not a curated record. The coding region runs from base 1 to 1533 and encodes 510 amino acids. The transcript has 2 exons. Gene Ontology annotation, cellular component: plasma membrane.
AUGUCGGCGGCAGCACACGACCCACGACUGCUCUACAGCGUCAAUAAUAUUCGUGCUUUCCAUAUCCAAGAUGGCGAGGAGCAGGACCUCACGCCAUCCGGCCCUCAAACGCUUUCAUUGCUAAUGGUCCCCACCAACACUGCCGGUGCUGGGCCUGGGACAGAGUGGCCUGAGAAUUCACCCGAAGAGGAUUUCUAUCUCCAUCUGUACCUCCCACCUGAGCUGGACCUAGCGAUACCAGCUACAACACAAAUCUUCCACCAACCUCCCGACAGUUAUCUGAUUCCACGUUGGGACAUGGGCCCUGAUGCUGGCGCUUUUAUUCGCAUACAGUUCCCCAGCAUAGGCACCGGUCCCAACAAUGUAUCCCAGGAUGACAUCGAUACAUUUGAAUCCAUCCUUGCUCAGUGCACUGCAUUCCUCGAUCGCGCCUCUCCCGCGCAAUCCCAGGAUUGUGUCGCUUAUAAUCCGGCCAACUAUGCACCCGGCGAGGGUUAUGUUGGAACGCCAGACACAAAACAAGCUGAUGGACAUGGAAGAAUUGUGCUAGUGGACGAAGAAAAUGGCAGUGUUGUCGGAGAACUGGGAGACGGCUACCAUGUAGUCGAAGAUUCGGACGUGAAGCCUGGUUCGAAGAGACCCGUGGGAAUCGAACUCCCGGGGGAAGGUGAAGGCAACCAAAUCAACGUCAGCAAUGUCUCCGAAGAAUACCUGGCGAUGUCCCGGCACCCAGCGUAUAAGAACUCGACACUAGUUCAAAGUUCAGCCACGGCAUCUCGGUUGAUCGUCACUGGAUCGACAUAUUUGGCGAGUGCCAUUGCAAGCGGUGCAGAAAGCUUCCAAAAGAAGACGCGGCCAAAUCCCAAACCAGUCAAAUUCUCAGAUACCACUCACGCUCGCAUUCGCAAGGUCGGCACUUUAUCCCAUGGAGCCGCAGAUAUUUCUGCUCGCACCGUAGGACAGGUCGGAAGGGUUGCUCAGAACCUGGGUGCCUCAUUGGCGCGCAAACAAGAUGCCGGCCGAAAGAAAAGCUUUGACAAGCGCAACCCACCACCAGAGUAUAAGCCCGGUGUGGUGAACAAAUCGAUGAUCGCAUUUUCAACACUGGCCGAUGGUAUCGAGCAAAGUGCCCGGAACAUGCUCUUCUCGGGCGCCAGCGCAGCCAGCUCUAUGAUUGACCACCGCUAUGGUAAUGAGGCAGGCUCUGUUGCACACCAUCUGACUGGCGGAAUCAAGAACGUUGGAUUGGUUUACAUUGAUGCCUCCGGUGUCAGUCGCCGCGCGCUUCUUAAAUCUGUCGCGAAGGGCAUGGUCGUUGGCAGAAUGCACGACGGCCAACAGGUUGUAGUUGGUGGUGGUGACGGUGGCCAGGUUCCCGCUGGUGUUGCACAGGGUGCUUCCGGGCCUUCUGGUCUGGGCGUCCGGGACCCUGUUUCGCGGCGGGCAUCACCUAGCCCCACACCGCCUCCUGCAUAUGGGGCGUCGGGGACAAGAUCCAUUAACGGUGCAUCCAUGUCAGGGGGUAAGCGGUAA